Oppiella nova is the source of this 1767-nucleotide messenger RNA. Lineage: Eukaryota; Metazoa; Arthropoda; Arachnida; Sarcoptiformes; Oppiidae. The record is from the annotation of a GenBank genome assembly.
AUGGGUACACCGACAAUGGGCGGGAUUUUAAUUCUGCUUUCGAUCGGGAUCAGUACCUUGCUUUGGGCAGAUUUAUCCAAUCCUUAUGUAUGGAUUGUCUUGGCUGUUAUGGUGAUCUUUGGUGCUGUAGGUUGGGCGGAUGAUUGGAUUAAAGUCCGUUAUAAAGACAAUGCGGGUUUACCUGCCAAGAAGAAAUUCUUUUGGACUUCGGUUGGCUCUUUGGGGGCGGGUAUUGCGUUGUAUAUCAUUGCAACUCAGCAAGACAGCCCCGUACAUACAGCGAAUAUGCUGGAUUUGUUGAUACCAUUUUUUAAAAAUCUGAGUAUUCCAUUGUCUUCAAUUCCAUUGGGUAUUGGCUUCAUUAUUUUUACCUAUCUGGUAAUCAAUGGUGGGUCAAAUGCAGUGAAUUUGACCGAUGGGUUAGAUGGUCUGGCGAUCAUGCCGAUUGUUUUGGUUGCCGCAGGUUUAGGUGUUUUUGCAUACUUGGCAGGUGAUAUACGCUUUGCCAAUUAUUUACAUAUUCCCUAUGUAAAAUAUACCUCUGAGCUGGUGAUUAUUUGUGCUGCAAUGAUUGGAGCGGGUUUAGCAUUUCUUUGGUAUAACGCGCAUCCAGCCCAAGUCUUUAUGGGAGAUGUCGGUGCAUUAUCAUUGGGUGCAAUGCUGGGCACUAUCGCGGUAAUGGUUCGUCAAGAGAUCGUCUUUGCAAUUAUGGGCGGGGUCUUUGUAGUAGAAGCAAUCUCGGUAUUCUUACAAAUCGGAUCAUUACGUAUGCGCAAUAAACGUGUAUUUCUUAUGGCACCGUUGCACCAUCAUUAUGAGAAAAAAGGCUGGCGUGAGACUCAAGUGGUGAUCCGUUUUUGGAUUAUCACAAUUAUGCUGCAAGCCGUGGUUGAGAAAAUUCGUGAGUUACAGGUUAAAAACCUGCUGGAUAUCGGCUGUGGUGAAGGCUACUAUACCGAUGCAAUGCAACAUCAAGUGAUGCAAUGUAUUGGGGUUGAUAUUGCAAAAAAUGCGGUUCAAGUUGCUGCAAAACUCAAUAAAGAUGUGACAUGGAUUGUGGGAACAGGAGCGACUCUACCUGUUUUGGAUCAUUCGAUUGAUUUGUGUACCAGCUUAUUUAGCCCGAUCCCAGAAGAAGAAAUACUCCGAGUGCUUAAGCCGAAGGCUUAUUUGAUGGUGGUAACACCUGCACCAGAGCAUUUAUAUGGGAUGCGUGAGGGCUUGUUUGAUGAAGUUAAAGCCCAUGAACCGCAAAAAGCAGCCGAUUAUCGAAACAACGCGGUGUUACUUUGUUCGGUUUUAGCGGUUGAUCUGAACCUUCAUCAGCCUGUCCAAACUGGAAGCGCUGCGAUCCCACCAUAUUCACGACGACCAAGUGUUGAAGGCUGGUCAAAACCGACCCAAGCAAUCGCAACUAAUUUGCCGUUGAAGCCAGCAAACCACGCAUCUUUAGCAUCGUUGGUUGUCCCUUGGGGUUUGAACCUCAUCCACUGUAAGGUUUGCACCUUCAAUCACUUCAUCAUCAGGGGUGAUGGCUUGGGUAUCGACUACCGUCUCUUUUUGAUUGAUACAUGGAAUACACGCAUAUUCAGGCGCUGCUUCAUAAAUGGUUUUGCCAUAAGCAUCUUCAAUACGGCUGAUGAAAUGCGGUUGAAUGCGAUAUCCACCAUUGGCAAUUGCGGCAUAGCCAGUUGCCAUUUGAACUGGAAGUACUUGUGGGGUACCGAGCGCAAUCGUGAAGUUACGUGGGAUUUGAUCUUCUUGUAG